GACAUUGAUGUGGUAGACAUGUAUACGCUUGCGCGAACGGCCCACAUUCGCCGCGAGGCCACCGAUACAACCGUCAUCGCCCUCGCAGAACAAGGUUACCUCGCAGCAAGUCCCGUCUCCCCGACUCUGGCCAUCACCUUCAACACUCUCGAGCACUUCCGUCUGCUCCGCCUCCGUAAGCCCUCUUUCAGCGUUGAAGCCUUUGCAAAGGUGUUAUGCGAUUCCUACGCUCUCCCGUAUCGUCGUAGAUAUCGUACGGCGCUGAGUGAUUGCUUUGAUGCAUAUCUCUCGGUGCUUCGCGUCAUCGAGAAGCGUAUCAAGACGCGAUUGGGGCGCGACACCCCAGACUGGAGAGUUAAGAAUGCAUGCCCAGCCUGUUGUUAUGAGCUUGAGGAAGAGCCGCCACUCAAGUUUGCGCGCCUCUUCUGCUUCGACGGCAACAAUUCCCUCAAACGGGUGGCAAAAUUCGGGGAUCGUGAAGUUGCAGACACGCGCGAGUUCACGGAAGGCGACUACUUCCUCUCGCCGGACUUCGUAGACAAAUACAAGGACGAAGUCAAUGGUGCUUCCGCGCGAGGUCCCCAAAUCGCCGAUCCGUCUGAUCGCGAUUCCGAUGCUGAUGAAGACGAGCCACCGGAGGAGAGCGGUCCCGCCGGCGACUGCACGCGCAACUGGAAGGCUGCCGCUCCAGAGCAAGACAAGAAGAUGUGGGCAAUAUUUGACGAAACAGGUAUCUUUGCGAGUGCGUGCCGCCACGGGUUCAUCCUAUGGAUUACAGACAUGAUUCGGAGUGGCGAACUAUUCAAAUACCCGAUCUCCAUCGUAGCCAAGGCACUCUCCACACUCGGUCCGCGUCUAUUGAUCGGGUUCGAUGUAGGGUGCUCGCUCUCCGGGACAAUCGAUCGAAGUUCGCUCGGGCCAGACUUCCGGCGUCUUGAAUGCCGCUGCUGUGUGGAUGUAUUCCACGGUUACUCACACAGCCAUCAAUGCCAAACCAAACACCAUCCGACUGCGAUCGAGGGCGCGGGCCUCGAGGAUCUAGGGACUAUGGAGCGCGUCUUCAGCGGGUCCAAUCAGCUGGCGUCUGUCAUUCGUUAUGCGAGUCGCUACCAUCGGCACGUCCUUAUCGACAUGUACUUCAAGCAGUGGGAUGAGGACAAGUAUUCCAACCUGGCAACUAUGCUGCUCAACAACUAUCAACAGGCCCUCAAGAUCAUCCAGGAUGACACUACCGCUGUUCAGGAUGCAUUGGGUGUCCUGGAGUGUACCACGGAGGACCUCCAUACAUGGGGGCAAGAGGAGGCCGCCUACUUCGCUACUGUCGGGACAGAGGACCCCGCCAAUAUCGCUGCGGUGGAGUACGUCACCCUUCUGCGGGAGCUUCGCGUAAUCGAGAACCAGCUCAGUAACUCGACGUCGGCAUUCGUCGCUUCUGUUCCCGAAGACUGGUCUUCCACAACACUCGCGGCGCGGGCGGCCAACCCAGCAUACGAGGCGGACGCCGCUCGCACUCGAAAGCGGGAGACGGAAAGACGCCUCUUGCGUGAGAAGUGGGACCGCACCCUGCGCGAUGUCAUCGCGCUCGAACUGAAGAUGGGCAUUCAAGACAGCCGGUGGCAGCCCGACACUCCCGAGUAUGUGACCUCUAUGCAGUACAUCUCGGAGCGCGACUACCGCGUGGCCCUCGAGAAGCUUCAUGGACUCGUCGUGCAGCGUCUCUUCGAGCUGCAUAACCUUAACAUCUCGCAAACAGCAUACAAAGUUCGGACAUACAUUGCGAAGAAUCUGCAACGCAGGUCUCAAGCGAUUCGUACAGCAGUCAAGCAGUACAACACCGCUGCAGAGGCGCUCAACCCUCCUCGACCGCCUCUCGAUUGGACGAAGGUCACGCAUUACUCAUUCCUGGAGGAAUUCGAGUUGCUCCGCGACACAGGCAACACUCUUCGCACUAAGCGGUGGGCCGAGCCUUUGGCACGCGAAACUAUGAAGAAGGCUAGACAUAUCGCACGCGCCCACGAAGAGAUUCUUCGCUGCAACGUGGAGGUUCGCCGCCUUCACACAUCGAUCGUGAACGAGAAUGCAACACUCAAUACCGCUUGUCGCCUAGCGCGCGUCGAAGGGAAUUCCGUAUCAGGGCCCCUUGAGAUAUUUGCCCUGCGCCGCAAACGGGUGAACGCCCGUCUCCUUGCCGUGAUCUCACAGAUACACGCGCUUCCCGGAUACACGGGUGAC
This is a messenger RNA of Trametes versicolor FP-101664 SS1, 2232 nucleotides long. RefSeq lists its product as uncharacterized. The transcript is spliced from 6 exons. The annotation marks the transcript as partial. The record is from RefSeq and is a predicted model, not a curated record. Lineage: Eukaryota; Fungi; Basidiomycota; Agaricomycetes; Polyporales; Polyporaceae.